CAACUACACAGCGAAGGCGAAAACUACUAGAACACCAGACAGGGCUUCAUUAUGGGCAGGGUUCAAGUUGGCCAUUCCCACCAGGGCUGGUACGCAGUUCUCUGCUUCUUUGUCAGCUUCGUAUUGUGGUCGUGGGUCCUCAAGGCUUUGGGAGUGAUGUUACCAAUACUACAAGAGCAAUUUGCGACCCAAACCUGGCUGGUCGGCUGGAUGAUAGCAAUCAUUAAUGCGGUCUCAUGCGUUACCGGUCUCCUUGCUACACCACUUGAGGUCAUGCUUGGUACUCGCACGGUGGUGACGGUCAGCGGUUUCAUGCUUGGUGUCUCUAUGAUCAUCGCUUCUUUUUCCACUAGUAUUGUCAUGUUGACAUCAAUACUAGCACUGGCAGCUGGACCUGCUUUAAGUAUCGUCCCUAUACUGACAAGGGCGCUAAUUGGGCGCCGUUUUCCGACAAACUAUGGCAUUGCAGCAGGAAUUGGGGGUUCGGGAGCUCCAAUAGGCCUGAUCACUGCUGGCCCAUUUACCCAACUUUUGCUGGAUACGUAUGGCUGGAGAGGUGCUUUGCUUAUACUUGGAGGGUUCGCCCUGCAUCUUGGGGUGUGUGGCGCCAUCCUGCGUUCAUCGUCGACUGAUGAAACCGAGACGAAUAUCAGCUAUCAGCCGGUGAGCACCGACGCCAAUGAGGAACCUCGAGCUGGUUCAUCAAGUGCUGAGGAGAAAGGCAACUUGAAGCAGUCAUCACGAUCAUAUAAUACCUUCAAAGACGCCCUCAAGGCCAUGGUGAAACACGUUGGAAUCUCGGUUUGUUUCCAGGUCUCAUUUUGGUUCACAGCAGUCAUCUUCAUAUUGGGCCGCUUUGUGGCUGAUCAUUGGAUGAUCUAUUACGUUUCUCAAGCAGAAGCCAAAGGAUUCUCCCCAUACGAGGCUGUGACAUUCACCACAGCCGGAGGGGUCGGCAACGUCGUUUCCAGGAUUGUGUUUGGUUUUAUCGUCGACAGAAAUUUGUUGAAUUUACGACCGGCGUUGGUGCUGAUGAUCGUACUGAGUUCCUCGGCUCUACUGAUAGCUCCCUGGUUAAAUACCUACUGGCUGAUGAUGGCCGGCUCCUUCGUCUUUUGUGCUGGGAUUGGAGCAAUUGCCUUAUUGAAUGAUCUGUACACCAGGGAGCUGCUUGGAACUGAUCUCUUGGUAUGUGCUUUCGCUUGGAUGGAAAUGUUGACGGCCACUUUAGGUUUUAGCCUUGGAUUCUUUCCAGGUUGGAUGUACGACCAGACUGGGAGUUUUGAUUGGGCCUUUUUUAUCCUGGGAUGCAUAUCAGCUCUCUCGCUGUUGGCGCUGUUGAUUGAAUGGGUCUUGGCGAGAUGCAAGUCCCAGCAGACGGCAGGACUUACGCCUAAUUAAAUAUUAGAAUGCUGACGGGUGACAUUAAAAAUUUUAUAGAAAGGAUCGUGCACCAUUUCAUCUGCUUAUUAUAGACGAUAA
Patiria miniata (bat star) is the source of this 1482-nucleotide messenger RNA. RefSeq names its product monocarboxylate transporter 12-like. Bases 52 to 1401 code for a protein of 449 amino acids. The record is from RefSeq and is a predicted model, not a curated record. Gene Ontology annotation, biological process: monocarboxylic acid transport; transmembrane transport. The transcript is spliced from 4 exons. NCBI's taxonomy places the organism in Eukaryota, Metazoa, Echinodermata, Asteroidea, Valvatida, Asterinidae. Gene Ontology annotation, molecular function: monocarboxylic acid transmembrane transporter activity.